AAUAAUCAUGGACGGUCCUCGACCUUUGCACUAAGCUUCCCUAAACCCCCUCACCUUUCAAAAACUUCACUAAACCCCCUGACCUUUAUGGCGGCGCCAUUCACGGCCCUUCUGAAAAAAAAAACACAAAAUCGCGGCGCCGCCAACGAUUUAAUCGUUUGCAUGCGUUUUCCUCGCCACCUGUCGACCCACGUGACCUGUCCUCUGUCAGUUGCAACAGUCCCUCUCUCUGACAUGCCGGUUGACUUUUCAAAUUUUAAAAUAAAAAAAAAAUUAACCGCUCGGUAACUUUUAUCUCUCUUUCAUCUUCUUUCUGACAUACUCUUUCAUCCUUCUCUUCUCUUCCCUUUUUUCUUCUGAAACUCAUUCUCUUCCCUUUUUUCUUCUGAAACUCUCAUUUUCACACCGCCAUUGUCUCGUCGAUUGCCUGUUCAUCUUCCGUGCUUUCUGUGUUUUUGCAUUGUGAAGAAGAAAAAAUAACGAAGGAACAAAACAUAAAUUUAGAGUUUUUAUAGUGAAAGAAUUACAAAAAUGAGAAAGAAAGGAAAAGGAAAAUCAAAGGAAAGAGAACGAACGGGACCACCUGGAACUGCUGGAUGGGGUUUAAUGGAUGAGAGCGAUAGUGACGAAGUGGUGGAAGUGUCACCAGGUUUUGAAUUUUUUCAAAUCAACCUUCACAUUAAUGGGUCAUUGGGGGAAUGGGGUUACCAUGAUGGGGAAGUGUCCACCGGCGUUUAUUCUGUGUCUGGUAUGACUAUGAAGAAAUUAGAUAGAUGGAUGAAAAGAGAAAAAGUUGAGGGCUUAGUUGAUUAUUACUGGAAAGAAAAAGACAAGGAAUUUCAUGAUUGGAUUAGACCGAUAAAUCACGACGAUGAUGCUAUGGAAAUGGCAAGUGCUGGGAAGAGGGACGGAGAAGUGGAUGUCUAUGUUAGGAAACUGACCGUUAAAGACAUUGAGGCUUUAGUCCCUCCGCCCCCCUCGCCCCCACAUGUUGUAAUUGAGGAGAUACCAAAUCCCAAAGAUUUAGCUUAUGUGUAUCCCACUCCCGUGAAAAAAGUAAGGGGUAAACCAUUGGCUACCAAGGCUGGUGGGAGUAAACCACUGGGUACCAAGGCUGUUGGUGAAGGUCCUUCAGAAAGUGGGGGGUCAUGGAUGAGUCCAUAUGUAAGUGAAUAUGUAAGUGAAGGGGCUUCUAUGGUCCAGGGAAAUACGCAGGCUCAGGGGAAUGAAGGGGCAGAUUUUUUGGGACAAACUGACACUGGGAAUGAUGAGGUUGCUGGUGAGCGGGCAAAUGAAGAGGCAAGCGUUCAGAUGACUGAUGAAGAUUGCCAUGAUAAGGGGGAUGGGGCUGCUGAAGAUUGCCAACUUAUUGGAGCUGAGGCUGGGGCUGUGGAUGGGGCUGAAGCUGAUGCUGGGGCUAUGGAUGGGGCUGAGGCUGAGGCUAUGGAUGGGGCUGAGGCUGAGGAUAUGGAUGUGGCUAUGGAUUUGGCUGAGGCUGAGGCUGGGGCUGCUGAAGAUUGGCAAGUGAAUGGGGUUGAGGCUGGGGCUAGUGAACAGCAUGGGCCACAAGAGGAAGAAGUUCCAAUUCAGGGGCCACAUGAGGAAGCUCAGGAUUUGGGGGCUGACGAUGGGCCGCACAUGGAUGAGGUUGAGGGGCUGCAUGAUAAGGGUCCUACUCAACAAACUCAAGAUGUGGACUUCGACAAUUUCUUCCAGACCCAACAUCAGCCCCCUUUUGAGGGUUUAUUUGAGGACCAGAACAGGGAAAUACCGCAAAGGCAAAGUGAAGACCAGCCACCGAUGCCCACUGAAGAAGAGCUUCAUCAUUCACAUGAAUGGGUUGAAGUUGAAGAUUGGGAUGAUGAUCUAGAUGAGUACAUUGUGGAUCCUGAUUAUGACAUCUUGGAUGGUGAUGAAGAUUUGACUACCGAGUUGAGGUCAAACGGUCAGUUGCCUGAAGAGAAUGAAGAGAAUGAACAGGAUGAAGAGAACGAAGAGAAUAUUGGUGCUUCGCAGAACAGGGCUGGUGGGAGACCCAAAGGUAAAGCCCAAUUUGAGUCUGGUGGUGUUGACAGAACAAUUCACCAGGACACUGUGGGUGGUGAUUCAGAGUACGUAGAGUCUGAUGGAAAUAGAUCUAUUUCAGAUUCAGAAGAAGAGGGGGGGGAGGAUUUUAAUGUGUUUGAUGAAGACCACGACCAUGAGGGUCCAACUUUCUCUAUUGGAAUGUUGUUCACUGACAGGGAGCAGUUUAAGAAGGCCUGCCGUGAGUGGGGGAUACACCACAGGUACCAACUGCACUUCCCUGUAAAUGAGAUAACAAGGGUGAGGGCAAAGUGCUACUCAAAGAGCAAAUGUAAGUUCUACGUGUUUGCCUCAAAGCUGCACCUCAAAGAUCCCAAUGACAACACAUUCCGAGUGAAGACCCUUGAUCUGCGCCAUACAUGUCCUAAAGUGAGCAAAAACUUCCACCUGACUAGUGCAGUCCUCGCCGACAAGUACUUAGAAGAAUUUAGAAACGAUCCUGAAUAUAAGUCUGAAGUGUUUGUGAAGAAGAUUCAGACGGACCUAAAACAAUCAAUAAGCAUUCAGCAGGCAAGAAGAGCAAGAAGGGCAGCAUUGGACAAAUUGGAGGGUGAUGAAGACCGGCAAUAUGAGAAGCUGUAUGACUAUAAGAGGGAGGUUUUGAGAACCAACCCAGGCAGCACGGUGGAGUUUAAAGAAGCAAGGGGGAAGUUCCAGGGAAUGUAUGUAUGUUUUGAUGGGUUGAAGCAGGCCUUCGUGAAUGGGAUGAGACAGAUUGUCUGUCUGGAUGGGUGCUGGUUGAAGGGUAAAUACGGUGGUCAACUUCUUUCUGCAACAGGGAUUGAUCCAAACGACUGUAUGUACCCCUUAGCAUAUGCCUGGGUUAAAACGGAGAACACGGAGACCUGGAUGUGGUUUAUUGGGCUACUAUCAGUUGAUCUGCACCUUACGAAUGCCGCUGUUUUCAUGUCCGAUAAACAAAAGGGUUUGUUGAAUGCUGUGAAGGAGUUGUUCCCAUAUUCAGAGCAUCGAUUUUGCUGGAGGCAUUUGUGGGCCAAUUUCAGGAGCACAUUUCACACGCAACACAUGAAGCCCUUCAUCUGGAACAUUGGAACAGCAACAUACAAAGCAGCCAUGGAUAGAGCAAUGAAAGCUCUGGAAGACAAACAUGACGCUGGCUACAAAUGGAUCAAAGAGAGGGACAGGAAACACUGGUGUAGAGCGCUGUUCAAAGAGGAAGUUAAGUGUGAUAUCCUCCUAAACAACCUGGCUGAAGCAUUCAACAAGUACAUACUUGCUGCAAGAGAGAAGCCAGUGUUGACAAUGUUCGAAAUGAUAAGGACGCAGCUUAUGAAGAGGAUUAAUGACAAGCAGAAGUUUGGGGGAAACAUGGAGGGUGAGCUGUGCCCAAAGAUCAGAAAGAAGCUUGCUAAAAUCAUUGAUUAUGGUUGGAAGUUCACCGCAGAUCCUGGUGGUAGCCCUCAGUGGCAGGUAGAGGGCCCAGGGGGCCAGUUCGUGGUUGAUUUGGCUAACAGAACAUGCACAUGUCGAAGGUGGCAGCUUAGUGGAAUCCCAUGUUCGCACGCUACACCAUGCAUAUAUGGAAAUAAUCAACGGCCUGAAGAGUUUGUGGAUGAUUGCUACAGUGUAGCUACGUAUCAGAGGGUAUACAGCUAUGUAAUCAACCCUAUGAAUGGGCCAGACAUGUGGGAAACAGACCCUGAGCCGGCUAAUAUCAUACUCCCACCAUCCCCAGUACAUAAGAAGAAGAGGGGCAGAAUACCAACGGCCAGGAAAAAAGAGGCGGAGGAACUAGAGAAACAAAGGGUUGAAAAAGCCAAGGAAGCCGCUGCAGGUAGGGAAAAGUUGCCAAGGAAAGGAAAUAUGAGAAUGACGUGCAGUUUAUGUGGUCAAUAUGGACACAAUAAGAGGGGUUGCCUAAAGAGGAGUGGGGGUCAGUCAACUCAUGAGGUUGGUGGUCCGUCAGCUGAAAGAGUGCCUGGUGGUCAGUCUGUUGAAAGAGAGCCUGGUGGUCAGUCUGCUGAACGAGAACCUGUGCUUCAUGACUCUCCAGUCACCCUCCGCUGGAUGAUGGAUGGUACAAGUCAAGUCGUUCAUAGGUCACCGAGUAGACGUGACACCUUUCCAUUUGUGGAUCAAGCAGUUCCGGCGGAACCUCCGCUUGCUGACCAAGGCCAACCAGACCAGAACCACCCAGGUGAUGCAGAAGAGAAUGCCUUCAACAGCCAACGGAGCAGUGUUGACGAUGGAGCUCCGUCCCAACCUAUCCCGACGCAAGCUGAAAAAGGAAAAGGGAAGCGGAGAGCUAAAGAUGUUCCCUCUAGAUACAUGAACAUCCUGAGGAAGAGAUCCAAAAAAAUGUAGUGCUGGAACAUGGAUUAGUGGUAGUUAUUUUGCUAAUUAUUAUUGUGGUGCACAUAGGCAGUAUUUUGAACCAUGCUUUUGAUUGUUUUGAGCCACAAUGUUGUGGUUGUUUUAGGAAUGGAAUGUUAUGAAACUUAGGAAUGUUAUGUAAUUAAUUCUUGAAUCAGUGUACAGACAUGAAAAUUCUUAAUAUAAAAGUACUCUACUAAA
Molecule: messenger RNA, 4620 nt
Organism: Mercurialis annua (annual mercury)
Lineage: Eukaryota; Viridiplantae; Streptophyta; Magnoliopsida; Malpighiales; Euphorbiaceae
Exons: 5
Coding region: 532-4410 (1292 amino acids)
Molecular function (GO): zinc ion binding
Source: RefSeq, a predicted model, not a curated record